This is a messenger RNA of Tachyglossus aculeatus (Australian echidna), 8499 nucleotides long. It is a transcript of the gene TLN2, whose product is annotated as talin 2. The transcript has 60 exons. Gene Ontology annotation, biological process: cell-cell adhesion. The record is from RefSeq and is a predicted model, not a curated record. Gene Ontology annotation, cellular component: focal adhesion; plasma membrane; cytoskeleton. Bases 399 to 8027 code for a protein of 2542 amino acids. NCBI's taxonomy places the organism in Eukaryota, Metazoa, Chordata, Mammalia, Monotremata, Tachyglossidae. Gene Ontology annotation, molecular function: actin filament binding; structural constituent of cytoskeleton; integrin binding.
UUUGUCUCAGUCAGUUGCAUAAACGGAAGGAAAAUAAGCAGCCCGAGUUUAACGACAAAGGACUGACGAGAGCUGUGUAUCCCAGCUUCCUCCUGGCCCUGACUGAAGAACAAAGGCAGGGCAUCGGACAUCCUGGAAGAUGUCUCCUGAAGAUAUUGAUCGCCGUUUCCUGAGGGUCCCGCAACCAGAUAACUCCUGGAUUUUUUUGCUAAUUCUUGGAACACGGAACUGUUUUGCUGUUCUUCCUUAAAAGCCUGGAUUGUCUUGCUGAAAAGCCGCAUGGCUGCUGCGAACCUUCUAGAUGAUUAAGGACCCUAUCAGAGAAUCGGAGAAUCUAAUUCUUUAAAUGCCCUCAUAAUACAGCUCUUCUAAGGGGAGCUCUCAAAUCACCUGCAACAAUGGUGGCCCUGUCGUUGAAGAUUUGUGUCCGCCACUGUAAUGUGGUGAAGACGAUGCAAUUCGAACCCUCCACUGCAGUUUACGAUGCUUGUCGAGUUAUUCGAGAGAGGGUACCUGAAGCUCAGACUGGCCAAGCCUCUGACUAUGGAUUGUUCCUGUCCGAUGAUGAUCCUCGGAAAGGCAUCUGGUUGGAAGCUGGCAGGACGCUGGAUUACUACAUGUUGCGGAAUGGGGAUAUUUUGGAAUAUAAAAAGAAGCAGAGACCUCAGAAAAUACGGAUGCUUGAUGGAGCGGUGAAAACAGUGAUGGUGGAUGAUUCUAAAACGGUUGGGGAACUUCUGGUUACCAUUUGCAGCAGGAUAGGGAUAACCAAUUAUGAAGAGUACUCGUUAAUCCAAGAAAUCAUUGAAGAAAAGAAAGAAGAAGGAACAGGCACACUGAAGAAAGACAGAACGUUACUAAGGGAUGAACGAAAAAUGGAGAAGCUGAAAGCCAAGCUGCACACUGAUGAUGACUUAAACUGGCUAGAUCACAGUCGGACAUUCAGAGAGCAAGGUGUGGAUGAAAAUGAAACGCUGCUGCUGAGACGGAAAUUCUUUUAUUCGGAUCAGAAUGUUGACUCAAGAGACCCAGUCCAGCUAAACCUGCUCUACGUCCAGGCUCGAGAUGACAUCCUCAAUGGCUCCCAUCCGGUCUCCUUUGAGAAAGCUUGUGAGUUUGGGGGAUUUCAAGCUCAAAUCCAGUUCGGACCUCAUGUGGAGCAUAAGCACAAGCCUGGAUUUUUAGAUCUAAAAGAAUUCCUCCCCAAAGAAUAUAUCAAGCAAAGAGGAGCUGAAAAGAGAAUAUUUCAGGAACACAAAAACUGUGGAGAAAUGACUGAGAUUGAAGCCAAGGUGAAAUACGUGAAGCUUGCCCGCUCCCUUCGAACGUAUGGAGUGUCCUUCUUCCUCGUGAAGGAGAAGAUGAAAGGGAAGAACAAGCUGGUCCCUCGCUUGCUUGGCAUCACCAAGGACUCGGUCAUGCGUGUCGAUGAAAAGACCAAGGAAGUUCUGCAGGAGUGGCCUCUGACGACAGUCAAGCGUUGGGCAGCCUCGCCCAAGAGCUUCACUCUGGAUUUUGGGGAAUAUCAGGAAAGCUACUAUUCCGUACAAACGACUGAAGGAGAACAGAUAUCCCAGCUUAUUGCAGGUUACAUUGAUAUCAUCCUCAAGAAGAAACAAAGUAAAGAUAGAUUUGGACUAGAAGGGGAUGAGGAGUCGACAAUGUUAGAAGAAUCUGUUUCUCCCAAAAAAUCUACCAUCUUACAGCAGCAGUUCAACCGCACGGGAAAGGUGGAACACGGUUCGGUGGCUCUCCCUGCCGUCAUGCGUUCUGGAUCCAGUGGGCCGGAGACUUUCAACAUUGGCAGCAUGCCCUCGCCACAGCAGCAAGUCAUGGUUGGCCAGAUGCACCGAGGUCACAUGCCCCCACUCACUUCAGCCCAGCAAGCCUUGAUGGGGACAAUCAAUACUAGCAUGCAUGCAGUCCAGCAAGCUCAGGCAGACCUCAGUGAAGUUGAUAAUCUUCCACCUCUGGGCCAAGAUAUGGCAUCUAGGGUUUGGGUUCAAAACAAAGUCGACGAAUCAAAACAUGAAAUUCACUCUCAGGUUGAUGCUAUCACUGCUGGAACAGCUUCUGUUGUUAAUCUCACAGCAGGUGACCCCGCUGAAACAGACUACACAGCUGUGGGAUGCGCAAUCACAACCAUCUCCUCCAACCUGACGGAGAUGUCCAAAGGCGUCAAGCUGCUGGCGGCGUUAAUGGACGAUGAGGUGGGCAGCGGAGAGGACCUGCUGCGGGCCGCUCGGACACUGGCCGGUGCAGUGUCUGACCUGCUGAAAGCUGUACAGCCUACUUCCGGAGAGCCUCGACAAACGGUCUUAACCGCAGCUGGGAGUAUCGGCCAAGCCAGCGGGGAGCUUCUGAGGCAGAUUGGGGAGAACGAAACCGAUGAACGAUUCCAAGAUGUACUGAUGAGCCUGGCUAAAGCUGUUGCGAAUGCUGCUGCCAUGUUGGUGCUGAAGGCCAAAAAUGUGGCCCAGGUCGCUGAAGACAGCGUCCUGCAGAAUCGAGUGAUUGCUGCCGCGACCCAGUGUGCCCUCUCCACCUCCCAGCUGGUGGCUUGCGCCAAGGUGGUGAGCCCCACCAUCAGCUCGCCGGUGUGCCAGGAGCAGCUGAUUGAGGCCGGGAAGCUGGUGGACCGCUCCGUGGAGAACUGCGUCCGCGCCUGCCAGGCGGCCACAGACGACACCGAGCUCCUGAAGCAGGUCAGCGCCGCGGCCGGCGUGGUCAGCCAGGCGCUACAUGACCUCCUGCAGCACGUGCGGCAGUUUGCCAGCCGCGGGGAGCCUAUCGGGCGCUACGACCAGGCCACAGACACCAUCAUGUGUGUCACAGAGAGCAUCUUCAGUUCAAUGGGGGAUGCUGGUGAAAUGGUACGACAGGCCAGGGUCCUUGCUCAAGCAACUUCGGAUCUUGUCAAUGCCAUGAGGUCAGAUGCUGAGGCUGAGAUUGACAUGGAGAAUUCUAAGAAGCUUUUGGCAGCUGCCAAGCUUUUGGCCGAUUCUACCGCUCGCAUGGUGGAAGCUGCAAAGGGGGCCGCAGCCAAUCCCGAAAAUGAAGACCAACAGCAGAGAUUGAGAGAGGCAGCAGAAGGACUGCGAGUUGCCACCAACGCCGCGGCUCAGAAUGCUAUUAAGAAAAAAAUUGUCAACAGACUAGAGGUCGCUGCUAAACAGGCUGCAGCUGCUGCAACUCAGACAAUUGCGGCCUCCCAGAAUGCGGCCAUUUCCAAUAAGAACCCAGCAGCUCACCAGCAACUUGUUCAGAGCUGCAAGGCUGUGGCUGAUCAUAUUCCUCAGCUGGUCCAGGGGGUGAGAGGAAGCCAAGCUCAGUCAGAAGAUCUCAGUGCUCAGCUGGCUCUCAUCAUUUCAAGCCAGAACUUUCUCCAGCCUGGAAGUAAGAUGGUGGCUUCUGCCAAAGCCGCUGUCCCUACAGUAAGUGACCAGGCUGCAGCAAUGCAGCUCAGUCAGUGUGCCAAGAAUCUUGCCACCAGCUUGGCUGAGCUACGCACCGCCUCCCAAAAGGCUCAUGAAGCCUGUGGUCCCAUGGAAAUUGAUUCAGCUUUGAACACAGUGCAAACUCUAAAAAACGAACUGCAGGAUGCAAAAAUUGCAGCUGGUGAUAGCCAAUUGAAACCACUCCCUGGAGAAACGUUGGAAAAAUGUGCUCAGGAUUUGGGAAGUACGUCGAAAGCCGUGGGUUCCUCGAUGGCGCAGCUGCUGACGUGUGCUGCUCAAGGCAAUGAACAUUACACAGGAGUGGCUGCAAGAGAAACGGCUCAGGCAUUGAAAACCCUGGCCCAGGCAGCUCGGGGAGUGGCAGCAUCAACCAGUGAUCCAGCCGCCGCUCAUGCCAUGUUGGAUUCGGCGAGAGAUGUGAUGGAGGGCUCUGCCAUGCUCAUUCAGGAAGCCAAGCAGGCCCUGGUGGCACCUGGGGAUGCGGAAAGCCAACAAAGACUGGCUCAGGUGGCCAAGGCGGUGUCUCACUCGUUGAAUAACUGUGUAAAUUGCCUCCCUGGGCAGAAGGAUGUGGAUGUGGCCCUGAAGAGCAUCGGAGAGUCAAGCAAGAAACUGCUGGUUGAUUCGCUGCCUGCAAGUACCAAGCCUUUCCAAGAAGCCCAGAGCGAAUUGAACCAGGCCGCCGCUGACUUGAACCAGUCUGCAGGGGAAGUUGUCCAUGCCACCCGGGGCCAGAGCGGAGAGCUAGCAGCCGCUUCUGGAAAAUUCAGCGACGAUUUUGACGAAUUCCUCGAUGCUGGUAUUGAGAUGGCUGGCCAGGCCCAGACUAAAGAGGACCAGAUUCAGGUGAUCGGAAACCUCAAAAAUAUCUCUAUGGCCUCCAGUAAGCUCCUUCUAGCUGCCAAGUCUCUCUCUGUUGAUCCAGGAGCUCCCAAUGCCAAGAAUCUCCUGGCAGCAGCUGCAAGAGCUGUGACAGAGAGCAUUAAUCAGCUCAUCACCCUGUGUACCCAGCAAGCACCUGGGCAGAAGGAAUGUGACAACGCACUCAGGGAAUUAGAGACAAUUAAAGGAAUGCUUGAUAAUCCCAACGAACCCGUGAGUGACCUCUCUUAUUUUGACUGCAUUGAAAGCGUGAUGGAAAACUCCAAGGUCCUGGGCGAGUCCAUGGCAGGGAUUUCUCAGAAUGCCAAGACGGGAGAUUUGCUUGCUUUUGGAGAGUGUGUGGGUAUUGCUUCCAAGGCUCUCUGUGGUCUCACAGAAGCAGCAGCCCAGGCUGCCUACCUAGUUGGCAUUUCUGACCCCAACAGUCAGGCAGGACAUCAGGGGCUUGUGGAUCCUAUCCAGUUCGCCAGAGCCAACCAGGCCAUCCAGAUGGCUUGUCAGAAUCUAGUGGAUCCGGGCAGCAGCCCAUCCCAGGUUCUGUCGGCAGCUACAAUCGUCGCCAAGCACACCUCCGCCUUGUGCAAUGCUUGCCGAAUAGCUUCAUCCAAGACCGCCAAUCCUGUGGCCAAGAGGCACUUUGUUCAGUCGGCAAAGGAAGUCGCAAAUAGCACUGCCAAUCUGGUGAAAACGAUUAAGGCUCUGGAUGGCGAUUUCUCCGAAGACAACCGCAAUAAGUGCAGAAUUGCCACAGCACCCUUGAUUGAAGCUGUGGAGAAUCUGACGACGUUUGCUUCUAACCCAGAAUUUGUCAGCAUUCCGGCCCAGAUCAGCUCUGAGGGAUCACAGGCACAAGAACCAAUCCUGAUCUCUGCCAAGACCAUGCUGGAGAGUUCGUCUUUCCUGAUCAAAACAGCCCGCUCCUUGGCUAUCAACCCUAAAGAUCCACCCACCUGGUCUGUCCUGGCUGGACAUUCGCACACAGUGUCCGAUUCCAUCAAGAGUCUGAUCACUUCCAUCAGGGACAAGGCCCCAGGACAGAGGGAAUGUGACUACUCUAUCGACAGCAUCAAUCGGUGCAUCAGGGACAUAGAGCAGGCUUCCCUGGCAGCAGUCAGCCAGAAUUUGGGCACAAGGGAUGAUAUCUCAGUGGAGGCAUUACAGGAGCAGCUGACCUCAGUGGUUCAAGAAAUCGGGCACCUGAUCGAUCCCAUAGCUACAGCAGCUCGUGGAGAAGCAGCUCAGCUGGGACACAAGGUAACACAGCUUGCAAGCUACUUUGAGCCCCUGAUUUUAGCUGCAGUAGGUGUUGCCUCCAAGAUUCUAGAUCAUCAGCAGCAGAUGACUGUUUUGGACCAGACCAAGACCUUGGCAGAGUCUGCUCUGCAAAUGCUCUAUGCAGCCAAAGAAGGAGGAGGAAACCCAAAGGCCCAGCACACCCACGAUGCCAUCACUGAGGCAGCCCAGUUGAUGAAGGAAGCUGUGGAUGACAUUAUGGUCACCCUGAAUGAAGCUGCCAGUGAAGUAGGCAUGGUGGGCGGAAUGGUAGAUGCAAUCGCAGAAGCCAUGAGCAAGCUGGAUGAAGGCACACCUCCAGAGCCCAAGGGAACAUUUGUUGACUAUCAAACCACCGUGGUUAAAUAUUCCAAAGCCAUUGCUGUAACAGCACAAGAAAUGAUGACUAAGUCGGUUACUAACCCGGAGGAGUUGGGAGGACUUGCAUCCCAAAUGACCAGUGACUAUGGGCAUUUGGCUCUCCAGGGCCGAAUGGCAGCAGCUACAGCUGAACCAGAGGAGAUCGGAUUCCAGAUCAAGAACCGGGUUCAGGAUCUCGGGCAUGGUUGUAUCUUCCUGGUCCAGAAGGCUGGGGCUCUUCAAAUCUGCCCCACAGACAGUUACACUAAGAGGGAGCUGAUAGAAUGUGCCCGAUCUGUCACAGAAAAGGUGUCCUUGGUCCUGUCUGCUCUUCAGGCAGGGAACAAAGGUACCCAAGCUUGCAUCACCGCAGCGAGUGCUGUGUCUGGAAUCAUUGCCGAUCUGGACACCACCAUCAUGUUUGCCACAGCUGGCACCCUCAAUGCCGAGAACAACGAAUCCUUCGCGGACCACAGAGAGAACAUUUUGAAGACUGCAAAGGCCUUGGUGGAAGAUACCAAGUUGUUGGUGUCUGGAGCUGCUUCAACUCAGGAUAAACUGGCUCAAGCUGCCCAGUCAGCAGCAGCGACCAUCACCCAGCUGGCGGAGGUCGUGAAGUUGGGAGCAGCCAGCCUGGGCUCCGAUGACCCCGAGACUCAGGUGGUGCUGAUCAAUGCUAUUAAGGAUGUUGCCAAGGCCCUUUCCGAUCUCAUCAGUGCUACCAAGGGUGCCGCCAGCAAGCCUGCUGAUGAUCCGUCCAUGUACCACCUCAAAGGCGCAGCCAAGGUGAUGGUAACAAAUGUCACAUCCCUUCUGAAGACCGUGAAAGCUGUGGAAGAUGAAGCCACGAGAGGCACAAGGGCUCUCGAAGCCACCAUUGAGUACAUAAAGCAGGAGCUCACGGUGUUUCAGUCGAAGGAGGUACCAGAAAAGACAUCGUCACCUGAAGAAUCGAUAAGGAUGACGAAAGGCAUCACCAUGGCAACGGCCAAAGCCGUUGCAGCUGGAAACUCAUGCAGACAGGAGGAUGUGAUUGCCACAGCAAAUCUGAGCCGCAAAGCAGUGUCUGACAUGCUAACAGCUUGUAAGCAAGCUUCGUACCACGCGGAGGUGAGCGAAGACGUGCGAGCCCGAGCUUUGCGGUAUGGGAACGAAUGCACCCUGGGAUACCUGGACCUUCUUGAAUACGUCCUAGUGAUUCUUCAGAAACCAACCCCAGAGCUAAAACAUCAGUUAUCGGCUCUCUCUAAGCGAGUGGCAGGGGCUGUUACAGAGCUUAUCCAAUCAGCGGAAGCCAUGAAAGGCACAGAGUGGGUGGAUCCGGAAGACCCAACCGUCAUUGCGGAAACCGAGUUACUGGGGGCUGCAGCGUCCAUUGAGGCUGCUGCUAAGAAGUUAGAGCAGCUGAAACCAAGAGCUAAACCAAAACAAGCAGACGAGACUUUGGAUUUUGAAGAACAGAUCCUCGAAGCAGCUAAAUCCAUUGCAGCUGCCACGAGUGCCCUCGUCAAGUCAGCAUCUGCGGCCCAAAGGGAGCUGGUGGCGCAGGGGAAGGUCGGUGCAAUACCUGCCAACGCAGCUGAUGAUGGACAGUGGUCUCAGGGACUUAUUUCCGCUGCCCGAAUGGUGGCAGCUGCAACCAGCAGUCUGUGUGAGGCGGCCAACGCGUCAGUCCAGGGUCACGCCAGCGAGGAAAAGCUCAUCUCCUCCGCAAAGCAAGUUGCAGCUUCUACAGCCCAGCUGCUGGUGGCUUGCAAAGUGAAGGCUGACCAAGACUCGGAGGCCAUGAGGCGGUUGCAGGCUGCGGGGAAUGCUGUCAAAAGAGCAUCAGACAACCUUGUCCGUGCAGCUCAGAAAGCAGCAUUUGGCAAAGCCGACGAUGACGAUGUGGUGGUGAAAACAAAGUUCGUAGGAGGCAUCGCACAGAUUAUUGCUGCCCAGGAGGAAAUGCUGAAGAAGGAGCGAGAACUGGAAGAAGCGAGGAAAAAACUGGCUCAAAUUCGCCAGCAGCAGUACAAGUUUCUCCCCACAGAACUGAGGGAGGACGAGGGCUGAGCCCCAGCGCUGUGGUGACGCGCUAAGGGGGAUGCUCUGGGAAGGACUGACCUGUUAGGCCAAGCGCUCACCAGAGAACUGCCCGUCAUAGCUUUGGAUGAGCCCAGGGCACUGUGUGUUCGUUCUUUCUCAUCUGUUCAGCUAAGCCGCAUGAUCGUGUCAUCCCCAUGGUACAGUAUUUCAUUCACCAUUCCUCCUCUCCUCCUCUCCCCUGGCCCUCUUCCCUGACUCGCUGUAUCUCAGGAGAGAAGGACUCUCAUUUUACGGACUGUUACAGAAGAGGAAAAAAAAAAUCAGUAUUAUGUCGCUCCCUAACACUUGAUUUUGCAUACCCCCUCCCCUCCCUUGACCCAUUACCAGGAGUUUUGGGAAUAGGAAAAGAGUUUGGGGAAGGCAUUCUUAUCACAGGUAUCUACCACUACGGAGCAGAGGGGAGUAGAGGCGGCACAGUUUAAAAAAAUAAAUCCACAAA